AACUUUUCUAGCGUUCCAUAGCUACGAUCUGGUGCAAAAGAAAGAUUAUCGGAAAGGAAAGUUUCGACUAAAUUUCUGCCCUGUUUCUUGUCGUAUUCGUAAGGAAGUAAUUUGUAGGACAAUCAGAAGAUUGUGUUUGCUGUAGUGAUAUCAUGCAUUGAAGUUUGGGACUCCGAAGUGUAAACACAUGCAUGCAUAAAAUACGCUCGUCGUGACUCUGAGCUGUGCUCGCUUAGCCUUUAGUUUUGUGUACAAAGUCAAUGGGAUGGGAUUCGGGAUCCGGGAGCUCGCCUGGAAGACCAGCGCUUGACCAACCUAUAUGGCUAUAACGGUUAGAAGUUGAAUUGAUGAAGCAUUGACGAAACUGGUUACGAUUAGUUAAUUCCAGUACAAGAUGGCUCAUUUAUCUCUAUUUAAAAGCCGAAGUAAGUCUGUAAAAAACUCUGCUAGAAAAACUUCUUGCUGGGAAGAAAUUCUUCAAAGUUUGAAAGAAUUUGCAGAGAAGAUUGAAAGGAAUGACAGAAAUAUCAAACAAUGGCAAGUGCUUGCAGACAGCAUCACUUCAAAAACCCAACAAGCUGUAAAAGGAAUUUCAGGAAGUACUGCUUCACGGAACAGCUCAAAUAACAAAAGACCCAGUCAGGGUAUUCUAGAUGAUUUAGUAUCAAGAUUUUGUUGGGUCUUCUUUGAGGCAGCCAUUGAUGUCAAGCUCGUCAGGAAACUGCAUAAGGGUGCUCAAGCUUUAUCAGAAGUUUGUCCUAAGUUAGCUGAUGUCAUUGAUUGUCAAUUUGUGGUUUUAGUCUCAGAGAAUGGUGGCUUGAUGAAGAACAUUCAAGCAUCCAAAGUAUCCAACCUUCUAGAAGGGAGCCCAUUAGUACAUAGCCCACUUGCAAAACAUUUCCCACAAUUCCUUGCCGCCAUGAACCGCACGACAACAUCCUUGAUAGCAGAGGUUUCAUCCAAUGUCCCUGGGACUGCCCUACACCCCGAUGUGACGGCAUGCUGCUCAACAUUGUCCAAACUAGCCUUACAGAUGUGCCAGCUUGUCCCUCUGCAGCUUGGUGGGAUUCUUGAUGGUGCCCAAGACAGGGUUGGAAGUGGACAGGAAGGAGAUUUGGUAUUCCAGCUGUCGGGUCUGGUUGGGAAUCUUGUCAUCAUGAUGUGUAGUAAGAAAUUUUCCAGAGAGAAUGGUUUAAUGUCUGGUUGUGCUGUUGGAAUGCUCUUCAACUCCUCACCCACUCCUAAAUAUGCUGUUUCCAUGGCAAUAAAUCUUCUUCAUUCCUUCCACCAAGGAAGCUCGCAGUCAAUCACGGACUUCAACUCAGAUCUAGGCUUCUUCAACAGACUGGUAGGCCCUCCUUUCCAGGAUUUCAGUCCACCAGAGAAGGCGUUUGGAGCUCUGUGCCUUGCCCGCGGUCUCAUCACAUGUGGAGAUGUCAAAAUUCUUCUGGAGAGAAUACCCACAGGGGAGGGUGAUAAUGAAGGUCAAAUCUUCUUAAUUGGACCUCUCCUGACCGUUACUCAAGAACUCCUAAGCAGCCAAGAUACACCUGAAUUUCACUCCAUACAGUUGUUCACUCUCUGGCUUCAGUGUGUCCAGCGUCACCUUCAGCAUCUGCGGUCCCUCCUGAACAACAACGCCCAGAGGUUCUUAACAAGGUCUUCUGAUGUGGUUCAACUAGUCCUCAGCUGUAUCUGGAGACAUUGGCAUAGUCCCAUAGAUGGAGUGCCAGAACAGAUCAGAGCUUUGUUCAGUUCUCUAUUGGACUCUUAUAAAGCAGAAAGCCAUCUCCUCAACUCUUCUGAUACUCAGCUGUUGACAUACCUGGCCCAAGAACUGCUAGGAUCACCCAUUCAUCUGAAAGGUCGCUACACCCUUCUAUCUACCCUGAUCCCUCACCUAGGGGCUACGGCUGUCCUGGACCUUCAUCCAAGAUUAUCAAGGGAACUCUUAUCUUGCUUAGAUACACACCAUCUAGUCUUUGCAGCCAAUGAGACAUAUAAGACACUUAUAUCAGGGAUAAAGUCAGAGCUAGCCCAGGACCCGGCUGUGGUCCAAGGUGAAAGGAAGGAAGAAUUCAAGGAGACUGCAUUAAAGAUUUGGGCAAAACAUUUCCAAGAGGUUGUUAUUACUGGCCUCUGUAGUAAUAAUGCACUUGUCAGGAACAACAUUGCCAAUACCUGGCUGCCAGCCACCUUCAAAAUAUUUCCUGAAACAUUUCCUAUGUUGCUGGAUGUGAAUGUGAUAAUGAGAGGUGGUCACGAUCAAGAGGCACGGAAUCUUCAUAGAAAGAUCAUCCUACUCAAGCAAGCUAGAACUUGCAAGAUUCUACAAGGGCAGGAGUGGAUGCAACAUCACUUAGCCACCUUAGAAGAAGCAGCACACCAUCAUAACGAUGACAUCCGAGGUGAUACUAUCUAUCUGGUAUGCCACUCACCAAGAACUGCUGAACCUGUUGACGAAGAUGAGACCCGGCUCGUGAAGACCCUGGUCAAGAACUGCCUAACCACGGAUGAUACCUCACUGAGAAAUCAGUUGAGGAUCAGCAUGAAGGCAUUGAUCUUUAGACUGAGAGACAGCAGUCUUGCUUGGCUCAAGAAGAUCAAUUCUGCUAUGGCUUUUGCUGCAAGCAGUGUGGACAGUGGGACUGAAGAGUUGUCACCAGCAACUAAAGCUCUCCAGACCAAUCUCCAGUCAGCAGUAGACCUGAUGGACUGGCUCCUAGAGGAGAGCUUCUCCCUCUUCCCUGGUGCUUGCUACCAGAGGAAAAGGGCUUCACUAGAUCUCCUACGUCUCAUCUAUGAGAAUCUAUCUGAUGGCAAACAGACCGAGUUGAAUAAUCCAAGCAGUGCUGCACUUUCAGCUGCAUCCAAGAAACUUCUUUCAUGGAGUCGGGAUAUCGGUAAAGUGGAUCUCUUUUCUGAAAGGAAUGCAUCUCUGUUAGUGAACAGCCUGUUGGAUUCCUCCAAUGACAUUCGGUCGUCUGCUUACGACCUACUGAUAGGGUACUUUCCGUGGCCCCUCCCUUCAUCACCAGCCUAUCCCUGGUCUAGACCAUCAGAGAUCCUGGUCCAAGGCAUGAAGCUCAUCUGUAGUCCGAAAUUCCAUGAAUGUGAGGCCGGGGCUAUGCUCUGCAAACUCUCCUUCCACAGACAAAUUGUUGAGAGAGAAGGUUUAGAUGACCUCGUCAAACCAUCUAAGAAUAAGUCAACUACCUCUGGCAAAGCCACCAAAUCAUCCACUCUUGAAAGUCCUGUCCAGUUUGUAUUAAGUUUGAUGGAGAGUCUGAGAUAUCAAGUUAAAUGUGCAAAGAUUAAUAUUCUCAGAGCAGCUGCUCUUACACCUAUGCAUGGCAUUAUUAUGGCAAUAAGGAAGUGCCUUACAGAAGACACCAGAAUCUUUCAUCGGCUUGUCACCGAUGAACCUGAAACAUGGCAGGCUAUCGUUAAGGAACUCAACACAAUGCUACAUCAGAUCAUCAUGUUCAUCCUUGAUCUGUUAGCAGGAAGGACAAAGCAAUCAGAGAGCAAAGAUGAAGGAUUAAUCUUGCAAGAUUUUGUAGCAAAGGAUGUCGGUGCAAAGACAAAAGAGGCGGAUAGUGUAGCCAUGGAAACGGGGAAUGAAAAUUCUUCAGCCAGGCAAGACGUAAGCAUUCCUACCCAUGAACCUGACACAGUGAUGGACACCGCUCCUACCAGCAAUAAAGGAUCUGAAUUGAGAGAGGGAGCACCAGGGAUGCCUUCUUCAGCUUCCAAGGAUGGGGAACUGAGUCACUUGUCACCAUCCUUUGGUAAGAUGGGAGAGGAGAUUGAGAAGCUGGUGACAGACUUUGGAACAGAAGAUGACGAUGAUGGAGCGGGAGCAUUGUCUCUGGAACAUCAACUCAUUCUCUCAUGCUGUUGGCUUACUCUAAAGGAAUCUAGUUUACUCAUGGGUGCUCUUGCUGAAGUUUCUUCCCCUUCUGGAGCUUACCAGACUAGGCUUCUAGACAGGCAGCAGUUCGAGCUUAUGUCCAAAUCACUUGUGCAGAUACUCACAAAGUGCCGUCAUAAAGGAGCUUUGGAAGGAUGCAAGAUAGGAUUCUUCAAGGUUUGUGCUGCCAUGUUAUCUUGCCCAGACUCAGACAUAGCCUCUAUACCCAAGUCCCUCCUGGACCUGGUCUUGACUGUCAUAACCACUACAGCUUCCUCUACAUCUUACACCAAGAAGAGUGCUGGUUUGCCUCCAUUGGUAGAGUCUAUCAUUGUAGCUGAGCCCAGGGGUAGAGAGAGACACCUGCUGAAAUACGUCAUGACCAAACUCAUGGAGAUAGCCCAACAACCUCUUCCUACUCAGCCUGAUGCUAAGCAAGAUCUGCCUCAGUCCCAUGCAUUGAAUAUCAUGAAGUCACUCUUUGUGAACUCGUCCCUUGCAUGGGAAGUACUACCAUACGCAGAAGAAGCUAUCCAACUAGCCAUUGAUGGGUUUGCAUCUAGCAACUGGAUGGUGCAAAACUCGAGCAUGCAGUUGUUGGGAUCGUUGAUUGCCCGGAUCUUUGGACAGAAGAAGGUCCAGGACGAACAUUCUCAGGUCAACACUCUCUCUGCUUCAGAGUUCUUCCAGCGAUAUCCGCGGCUCCGCCUCUACCUCCUACAGGAGGUGAGGAAGGCUGCUGCACUCCAUCAGCGUGGAUCCAGCAGUGCUCCUGAAGGAGGAAGGCUCCAUCUCGUUCCGACCCUUCAUCCUGUGCUCCUUGUCCUGACCAAGCUAGGUAGUGGUAUUACCACGGAGGGACAGAAAAGGGAGCUCGAGGAAUUUAUAGAACCUAUCUGCUCCCUUGCCUCAAGCCCGGUAUACUCGGUAAGGGACCUUGCUUCAAGGGCCAUACUACCACUGUUGGCUCAAAAUGAAGAAGUCUCCAACAUGGCCGCCCAGCUGUUAGACACCAUUCCCCCAUCAAGUACUUCCCUUAUCGCAAGUCAGAAUCGUCUCCAUGGCAACCUACUAUUGAUUCAAAGGCUACUCACAUCAUGUAUUAAUAAGAAAAGCCUGCAAGAGGAGAAGGUUCAAGAACUGACAGAUAAAUUCAUGAGUCGCCUCUGGGUAGGGUCUAGCCGGAACCCUUGUCCUAUCACCAGGGCUCUAUUCAUGAAGAUCUGUACCCUUUGGUGGGAAAAUGCUUUCCCUAUCAAACCCAACUGUGUGACAUCACUCAUUGUAAAGUCUAUGAAUAUUCAUGAGCAGUUCUUUACUAGUUCGCCUUCAUUCCAGGUUGGGCUGUCAUAUCUGGGACAAGAAAUGACCGCUUCCUUCAUCUCCAUGUCAGAGUUCAUUCCUGACCAGAUCAGUAACCUUUCAUCCCUGACCCACAUCCUUCUGACCCAUGACCUAUCAGAGGUCAGGGAAUUGGCCUUGAAGUACAUGAUUGACAAUAUGACAUCCGCAGCAGAGCUCAGCAUGGAGACACAAGCCAGCGGCCAAUUCCAGGUCCUGGAACUACUUCUUGAAGAGGAUAGCAUGAACUGUGUUACCCUUGCUCUUGAUCUAUGGGUGGGACUGAGCAAGUAUAUUGAUGCCAAAGCAGCAUGUGAUUUACAGCCUUUGUUGGAAUGUCUGUUGGGAAUGACAGCUACUCAAAUUCGUGAGAUGAGUUUCUGUGCUGUAGUCUUACCAGCUUUGAGCAUAGCUCUUCGGCUUAAUUCAGAUAACUUCAAGAAUAUGAAUCUAGAGAUGACCUCACAUUGGUGUGACCUGGUUCUAAAGUGCAGUGACCCCUCCCAAUGUGAGACCGUGCGUCUGUCUGCAGCAAAGUCAUUGAAGCAUAGUGGAGUUCAGGCUCUGAACACAUGUGAUCCUAGCAACAUCACACAUUGUGAUUUUGCCUUUAUGAUAAUGAAAGCAGGAAUGUUACUGCUACAAGAUGAGCAGCCUGAAAUCCGAGAGGAAGCUGCUAGAUUUGCAUCCUUGAUACCAAGAGAGGGAGCUCUACUGAAUGAUGUUCAUGGAAAUCAUCUCCAUUGUAGUACUGGUUUGAAGAUUUUAUUAGACUCUGUAUGUGCCAAGUUCUGCGUCAAUAUAAACUUCUUGGAUACUGUUAUAAGUCUUCUCAUCGGUGAUGCUUUCAUAGUUGAAGAUCUUAUUUAUGAAGAGACUCACAGAGAUUCUUUGAAUCUCUUUGAGCAAGAAAGCGUGAACAUGUAUGCCGAAGGGGUUAUGGAGGCUAACCUUGUGUUUCAUGCCCUCACGGAUGCUAUGAGUGUCUUAGUGGAGCAUAAAGCAGACAUCAUGAGAGAAUGGAUAAAGGACAGAUGGCACUUCAUAGAAUUCAACAUGGCUUCUCUUAUCAAAUACCUAGACAAGCACCCUGUUGCCGCCAAUAGUUUCUAUGCAGGGACAGGCCAUAGUAAACCAUACCAGGCUCUUUAUAGACUACUCAUGUAUGUAUGGCUUCUCCAGACAGCGUCCAUUCUCAUCAAACCACCAAUAGAGGGAGUCCUAGAGGUUAAACAAAAGAUAGAGGGGUACCUGAAAUCAAUGCAAAAGAUGUACUAUGUCUUCCCGCUUCUGAAGGAGUCUAUUCCUACCGAUCUGACUGGAGAAGCACAGUCCCAAGAGAUGGAAUGAUUAAUCUACAAUCAUAAACAAAUAAUGGAUCUUUUAUGAAAGAAACAUUCAUACACUUUAUUGUUGGGUCAUAUUCAUUAUAGUUCUACCACACGUCUUGCUCUACUGAGAUAGAUUUACCAACAUUUUUCUCUCUUAGUAUGCGAAUUUCCUUGCCUCUCAAAAUCCAUCCCAAACCAUGUUUCAUGGUAUUGGGUUUAUGGUUGGGCAAGAAGCCAGUUUGUAGUCAUAUUAUCAACAUGCUUUAGUAUAUAUAUAUAGACAUAUAUAGCCUGGUUAUUGGGCUGAUUUUGCUAUUGGUUGUAUUGGUUUUGUUAUGAGCAAUCAGUCAUUCAAAUCUACUUUGUGAUCGAUUGAUAAGCUUAGUGUAAGUAGGCCCAGGUGGAUAUUCUAUUGCACUAUCACUAGAAAUUACUCAAUUGAAAUAUAUUUUGCUUACUGUGUUUAUCAGAAAUAAUGUUAUUAGUCUACAGUAAUACUAUGAAAAUCAGUACUAAUGUGCCUUGAUGAAGGUUUGGAUACUACUCUCUUUAAAUUUUGUUUUAUUAUUGUGCUCAUACUUGUGGUGGAUCAUUGCUAUGAAUAAAAAACAUCAUAAUAAUAUUUUCUGAAAUUGAGCAUCUUGCGGGGAGCCGGACAAGCUCAUUCAAGAAUACAUGUAUGUGAAUUGUAAUUAUAUACUUAUCUUUGAUUUGUUUCAUCUUCCAUGUACAGUAUAUAAUGAAUAAUUUGUACAAUAUAAUAAAUAAUUUGUACAAUAUAAACUGACAACAUGGUAAAAGGAUCAGAUAAACUAUAAUGGAAGUCCAAAAUUCAUAACCUGGCUACUACAGAAGUCUAAUGAAUUGUAUAUCAUAUGAAGGAAAAAAAUAUAGCCUUUGUUUUUCACCUAGUUGCAAGUUGUGAUUGGUCAUGCUUGAAUGAUUAUGAAGUACUAUGUGAGAUAAUGCAUAUUUUCAGACCAUUAUGUGAUUAUUGAGGUGUAAUUCGCAAUGCUUCAGUGAUCAUGACGUCGUUGUUAAUGUGGAAUUUUGAAUACUUUUAAUUUUGACAGAAAAUGAAAUAUGAAAAAUUAAUCUGACUGCACCCCUGUAAAAAACUCAAUGAUGUAACAGCAAUCAUAAGUCUUUCGUCUAAAAUCGUUAAAGAAAUGCGUAAUACAGACAAUACAAAGAAUUGUACAUCAACUGAGAACAUUUAAUCUCAUCUCUCAGAAAAAAAAAAGAAAUAUGUCAUGAUCAUUGAAGAAUUGCAUGAUAUGCUUUAAUAUUCACAGCAAGGUCUGAAAUUAUGCACUAUUGCAUAAAAUGAAUCAUAAUCAUUCAUGCAUCACUGAUCACAAUUUGAAGCUACAGUAGGUGUAAAAUAAAGGCUAUACUUUUUCUAUUUCAUAUGAUAUACCAUUCAUUAGAAUUUAUUACUGCCAGAUUGGGAUUUUUUUCCCCACAUCAUUCAUGAUCUCUAUUUACAUUGUUAAUGUAUAGUGUACAAACACUAAUAUUCAACUGUGUCUUAAUCCUUCAAAAUAUUAUCUUAAAUAUAGUGAUAUAUAUACAUCGGUUCAUUAAACAUAACAUUUUCUGCUCAAGUCCUUUCUAUAUUCUUUUGUAUAGAUAUACUAGUAUUUUUUAUUUGUUCGAUAAAUAGAUAGACCAUGAAUAUAAGUUAAUUUGUAAAAAGUAAAACAAUAUAACAUUUGUUAUAUGAUAGCGAGGUUUAUGACAUAAAUCAGGGUUUGCAAUAUCAUCACAUAAGGAAAUAUGAUUCUUUUUGUGUCUUUUUAAAUGAAGUAUAACAGCAUUAUAGGCAUUGUAUCCUAAUGGAAAUGUGCUUUAUUGAGUAAUUAUUAUGAUUAUUGUCGUAAUAUUGUAUUUGUUUUGCUUUUACAAUCAAGAAAUGAUAUUUGUUUGAUUGAAAAUGGUGUUCUCCAUUUCGUGUUUUACAUUUUAUUUCUAGUAAGUGAUGUAUACUUUGAAUUCUAUGAAAAGGAUUUCAGGCAUAUUAAAUGAAGAAACAAUGUUUCUGCUUCCAUUAUUGUGCAUGUGUGACGUAUGUGAACAUUAUUACUUCUGUUUCUUCUAUUUUCAUAUCUUUGGUAUACAUGUAUAUUCCUGGGCCCCGUCUUACAAAAAGUUACGAUCGAUCCAAUCAGUCGCAACUCUAUGGAAAUCCAUCAGUGUCAUAAUUUUUUCUACAUAAAAUUUUCAAAAUGUCCUUUGUAAACAAAGACAAACACACCAAAUUGUCAAGAAAAAAAUGAAUUUCCGUAAUUUACGUCAUAUCUAGAAAGCAUUUUGAAUAGUCAUGCAUUUUAGAUGUUGACGUUGCUGGCCGUCCAUAGUUGUGAUUGAUCGGAUCAAUCACAACUAUUUGUAAGACGGGCCCCUGGUAUGUGUUUACCCCGAAUCCCUUUUUCAGGAUUCAUUUUAAGAAAAUGAUACUUUACUACCCAUGUAGUCACUUUCAUGAUCGUAUGGAUGAAAUACUUGAAAAAGACCUCCCCCCCCCCCCUGCCUGUCUUCAACUUUGAUAAAGGGUCUAUUGUUUGAAAUGUACUUGAGUAUUAUCAAACAUUCCAAUCUUAUAUAAACUUUUUGUAGCCCUUUUUUCCCUUUUCAACUGCUGAUUCUCUGUGUAGCUCCCACCAUUGGCAAUAUUUUUGUUUUCCUUCUAAAGGGCUCUUUGAACAUUUAUCUUACAAAUUCAAGGGAAUUGAUAUGUAGAAGCUACACAGAAAGAUUAUAAUUAUGCUGAAAUUUUUGACCUAUUACAUUCUUUGGAAUAGGUUUUAUAUCAAAUAGAAAAAAAACAUGCCGUUAUUUUAUUUUUGAUUGGUCACCCGCUCAGAUUACAUUUCAUGUAUAAUCGCAAUAUAUUUAUCAUGUAAAAUACAUUUUAAUAUCUUAUCCUCCAAUAUCAUACCUGUUAUAGGGAAUACGCAAUCAUAUAAUCUAGCAAUGAAUUGUAAUAGUCAUUACUACAUUUUUGGGGAUUUACCAAAGCUAAAUACAGGCUUAAAUGUAAGCAUCCGUUACAAACAAAUAUAAUUAUGUCAUGCAAAUGAAGAUUUUAAAAAAUAUGAUUAAAUCAUUAAAUUGUCUUCAAAACAGC
Lytechinus pictus (painted urchin) is the source of this 9715-nucleotide messenger RNA. Its product is annotated as tRNA (32-2'-O)-methyltransferase regulator THADA-like. Gene Ontology annotation, cellular component: cytosol. Lineage: Eukaryota; Metazoa; Echinodermata; Echinoidea; Temnopleuroida; Toxopneustidae. The record is from RefSeq and is a predicted model, not a curated record. The transcript is spliced from 31 exons. Gene Ontology annotation, biological process: tRNA methylation. Bases 395 to 6604 code for a protein of 2069 amino acids.